Molecule: messenger RNA, 634 nt
Organism: Postia placenta MAD-698-R-SB12
Lineage: Eukaryota; Fungi; Basidiomycota; Agaricomycetes; Polyporales; Adustoporiaceae
Exons: 3
Coding region: 127-483 (118 amino acids)
Biological process (GO): mitochondrial respiratory chain complex IV assembly
Cellular component (GO): mitochondrial inner membrane
Source: RefSeq, a predicted model, not a curated record
ACUAGCUCUGCAAAUCUCAACGUCUGCUAUAUACAAAACGACCCUUUGUCAUAGCUCUAUAGCUGAGCGUUGGCGUUGAGCUUUUGCAAGUGGAUCGUAGCUGCGUUCGUCUAGAUAUUUUCUCGGAUGCCUCCCUUCGCACGCACCCCGCUGAAUCGCAACCCGGUGCACCGCACCCUGCGCAAGCAUCCCUCCCUCUUCGGCAUCCCCUUUGUGGUCAUCAUCGUCGGCGCGUCCUUCGCCAUGCAGAGCUUUACCCAGACACGCUAUGACCUCCACGACCAGAAGGUCAGCCAGUUAAGCAAGGAGCAGGAGCUCGGGCUCGCGAAGAGCCGCAAGAAGUUUGACAUCAGAGAGGAGUAUUUCCGGCUGAGCGCUGCGCAGGAGGAGGACUGGGAGCCUAAACGCAUUGAACGUCCCAAGGGCCUCCCAGAAUGGGGUGUUCCGCCUCCGGAGCCUCCGACGAAGCCAGAUAAGCCUUGACAUGCACAACACAUAGUACUCGCUUCCGCAGCGGACCCUCGAGUCGUUUCCUAUCACCUACUCAAAGCCCAUGCAUUACUCGGUGUUCCGAGCUCAGCAUAACGACGCUACGAUACACAGUCCGACGCAAAGAGAUGAUUUGCCACAGCCC